Molecule: messenger RNA, 1527 nt
Organism: Radiomyces spectabilis
Lineage: Eukaryota; Fungi; Mucoromycota; Mucoromycetes; Mucorales; Radiomycetaceae
Product: major facilitator superfamily domain-containing protein
Exons: 5
Coding region: 1-1527 (508 amino acids)
Biological process (GO): transmembrane transport
Molecular function (GO): transmembrane transporter activity
Source: RefSeq, a predicted model, not a curated record
AUGAAGGACGACACCAAGAUUGUCGAUAAAGAAGAGGACCCUCAUCCAGAAACGGCAGCAUCCGGUGGCGACGCAGCUCUUGCCAAUGCACCUUGGCAAUUUAAACUAAUCGCUCUCGCUACUGCCCUUCUGCUGCCAGUUGGUUCUCAUUUUUCCAGCAGCGCUCUUAGCGCCAUGAAAAAACCGCUGAAGGCGAAUCUUCACAUUGACAAUACGCGAUAUGGUGUUCUUUCAUCGUCAGUGUCCAUUAUCAAUACCCUUUUCCCCAUUGCCGGUGGUAUUUUCAUUGAUAUGUUUGGCUCCAUCUGGGGUACCAUGGUGGUGAAUCUUUUGGUCAUCGUUGGCAGUCUGCUUACUGCUAUCGCCGCCAAAUAUACAUCAUUUCCUUUGAUGGUGGUGGGCAGAGUCAUUUUCGGUAUUGGCUCAGGUUUAAUUGUCACGAUGCAAGAAUCGCUCCUUUCCAAAUGGUUCCGUACCCAACAUUUAUCUAUCGCUAUUGGUCUGCAGCUUUCCAUCAGUCGUCUUGCUACGUUUUUGGGUACCUUGGUGGCCAAUCCUAUUGCGGAAGCUACCGAUGAUUGGGUUUGGGCAUUCUGGCUGUCGUUUAUCAUUUGCUGUUUCUCCAUUUUGAUGAACUUCGUCUAUGCUGGAACCGUCAAGUAUCUCCGUGGUACCGCCGUAGUCAACAAGGAAGAAAUCUUGCAAAUCAAGAAGAAGAAAUCGUUCCAUUGGCGUUCGAUUUUGCGUUUUCCCGCUAUCUACUGGCACAUUAUUCUUAUUGAAUUUUUGUAUGCUGCUGUUUGGUCCUCUUUCCAGACCAUCAGUACUGAAUUCAUCGAAGUUCAUUUUGGUACCACUAAUGUCUUGGCUGGUUACAAGGCGAGUGCUUCCCAGGUCGUUCCCAUUGUCGCUACGCCGAUUCUCGGUAUCAUCAUGGAUAUGUUCGGUUUCCGUAUCGUUAUUUUGUUGAUUUCUGCUCUUUUCCUCAUUCUCAGCUGUGUCCUUCUCGGAUGGACUUAUGUCAAUGCCGUCGUCGGCAUGGUUUUCUACAGUAUUUCAUUGGCCUUUGGUCCGAUUGCUAUGAUCACUUCCAUCGGUAUGAUUUUGCCUGCGGACUACAUCGGUACUGGUCUUGGUCUCUAUAAAUCUUCCAAUAAUAUCGGUACCACUAUUCUCGAUAUUGCUGUUGGUGUCGUGCAAGAUAAAACGGCCAAGCAGGCUUAUACUGGUGUCAUGGUCGUAUUCUUGGUAUUGGCUUGUGUCGGUUUCGGUAUUAUUUCUCUGCUUUGGUUAGCCCAGCGCAUCUACUUGAAGAACCUUCUCGAAAUGGGACGUGCCAAACGUACACUUCGAAUGAAGGAGACCAACGAUCACGAAGUGCAACUCGCCAACCAAGGUCUAGAUACCAUGUCCGAUAAACGUAUUCACCUUUACAACUACGUUUUUGCCGGCAUCUUUAUCGUCUGUCUUCUCGUCGCCUGGGUGCUCUUCUUUGUGUACGCUGCCACUGGACAGGAGACAACGUAA